AGCCUCAGUUGUAGUUUAGCUCAAGUACAGUUUGGAUCUGAAACUAAGCGAGCAAAUACUUAAAAGCUAUAGCAAUUGUUUUCUUAAGUAGUUAUGUACUGAUAAAUAAAAAAUCGAAUUUUAUUAAUAGAAAUCUCAUUUGUGUAGAUUAUUAUUAUUCUACACAAAUUCGGAAAAAAAUAUUAAAAAACUUUGUUUAAAUAUUUUUAUUAAUCUUAAAUAAAACUAAAUCAUGGAACGAACAAUAAGUUUUUCAUUACUAUUUUUAAAAAUUUUAAUAUUUGUAAAGGCGAGCGGUUUCUACUCAAUUAUAGCUCCUGGCACCAUACAGCCUCACUAUAACUAUUCAGUCAUUGUAACUCUACAUCAAAAUUCUGAACCAGCAACAAUUAAAGUGGGAAUAAAAGGACCAUCAUAUAGUGAAGAAAAAACCAUUUAUAUUGCACCAUCCCAUACAAAAGUCGUAAACUUCGAAAUACCUAAAUUACAAACAGGAACAUAUCAUUUAGAAUCGGAAGGCAUUAAAGGAUUAAUUUUCAAAAAUUGCACUAUAUUGAAUUUUAAAAAUAAAGAACCUAAAACUUAUAUACAAACGGACAAAGCGGUUUACAAGCCCGGUGAUUUAGUACAAUUUCGUAUUAUUGUAUUAGAUGAAAAUACAAGACCUGCCCAAUUAGAAGAACCUCUAAAUUUGGAUUUUAAAGAUGGUGCCGGCAAUUUUGUAAAACAAAUCAAAGAUGUCAAAUUAAUCAAAGGUGUUUAUAGCGGAGAAUUUCAAUUAUCUGAUCAACCAGUUUUGGGCAACUGGCUGAUUGAGGUAAGUUUGGAUGCUAAUAAAAAUCAUACCAAAACUAGAAAGAAAUUUGAAGUGGCCAAAUAUAUGUUGCCAAAAUUUAGUCUUGAUGUAGAGACAGUUAAAGAUAUUGCCAUUGAUGACCCCCUGAAAAUUACGAUACGUUCCAAGUACACAAAUGGCAAAUCGGUUAAGGGUAAAGCUACUAUUACAAUAUAUACAAAAAAUGUCCAAGCUAAAACUGAAAAAAUCAUCGAUAUAGAUGGUAAAGGUCAUAUUGAAAUCGAUCUGAAGAGAGAUCUUGAUGAAGUAUUACCCAAUUUUAAGGAUCAUUUAGAUUACCAUUACUAUGUACCACCAAUCGAUAUACUGGUUGUCAUGACGGAAAAAUAUACAGGACAUAAACAAAAUAAAACGGUUUCAGUAAAUUUACACCCUUUAAGGUACAACAUUGAAGUCCCUCAGAGUAUUUAUGAAUACAUUGCCAAUGAAACAUUUCAGUUAAAGGCCUUUAUAAACAAUGUUGAUGGAUCACCUGUUCGGAAUGGAAAACAUAUGGCAAAGCUUUCGAUAGGGACAAAUCGUCGAUAUUAUCCUGAAACAGUCUUUGAAUUUACCAGCAAGCCCAAUGAAUAUGGUCUAGCUGUGUUUAAUGUGACUAUACCUACGGCCGAUUACUUCUACAAUGUGAAAGUGACUUAUGUCGAUCAAACAAGGCUUCUAACCAGUUUAAUGGGUAGAAAAAUAAGGAAGAAAAAUAACGACAUCUACUCUGGCGAUGAAGAUGUGGGGUCUUUGAAGUUGAUCAAGAGAACAGCAAAGCUUCGACUUGAUAAAGACGUUGUCGUAGAUGUAAAAUCAAACAAAAAUAUUUCAUACAUGUAUGUCUACUCCGUUGUAGCCCGUGGCAACAUUAUUAAACAGGAACAUGUUAAAGUAACAGAAAAUUUUAACUCAUGUGAAAUUAGAAUUAAACCUUCCUUUGCAAUGGUACCCGUUUCGCAUUUAUAUGUCUAUUUUGUACUUGAUGGCGAUUUAAAGUUUAAAGAAAUGACACUUGAUUUUCCCAGAGAAUUUCAGAAUAAGAUUGAAAUCACUGCUCAGAAAGAAGCUAAACCAAAUGAGAAAGUUACUUUGAAUAUCAAAACAGAUCCACAUUCAUAUGUAGGUCUAUUGGGUGUGGAUCAAAGUGUACUAAUGUCAACAUCAGACAAUGAUUUUGAUUCGAAUAAAAUUAUUGAUGAUAUAAGUUUAUAUGAUACUCUAACACCUAAUAUUGGUGGUUAUGGAAACUACCCGGGUAGAACAUCGGGUUUGAUUACCCAAACAAAUGCCAAUUAUCGUUAUUAUACUGACUAUCCCGGUAUACAUUAUAAACCAAUAAAUGGAAUAGGGUAUCCUGACCUUCUAUCAGUACUACCAGAUUUUCUAGCAGCUGAUCUUCCUACUGCAUAUCGUGUUUCAUCCAGUUCCAAAAUGAAACCAAAAGAAAAAGUAAUUGGAGAAAAUUGGAUUUUCAAUAAUUUAAACAACACCGAUAAAAAUGGCUUGGCUACUUUCACCAAAAACAUACCCGAUACCAUUACUUCUUGGGUAGUGACUGGCUUCUCUUUGAACGAUGAAACUGGGUUUGGUAUGGUGGCAAAUCCUACAAAUAUUAAAGUAUUCCAGCCCUUCUUUAUGAACUAUUCCGUAAAGCCUAGUGAAGUUAUAUCCAUACCCGUAGUAGUCUUCAAUUAUAUGGAUAAAACCUUAGAUGCUGAAGUUACCAUGGAAAACACCGAUAACGAAUAUGAUUUCAUUAAAUUAUCUAAUGGAAUUGAGGAAUUAGUUUUAGAGGACAAACAACGUGUUAAAAGAGUAAGUGUGCCCUCGAAUAGUGGCAAAACUAUGUCUUUUAUGAUACGUCCCAAUAAGGUGGAAGAAAUUACUUUAAAAAUUAAGGCUGUAACACCCUUGGCUGGUGAUGCUAUACAUCAAAAACUUAAGGUAGAACCAGAAGGUGUUACUCAAUAUGAAAAUCAAGCCAUUUUUAUAACUCCCUCUAAAGAACCCUUUAAGGAAACUCUUAAAACUGCUAUACCCAAAGAAGCUGUAUUGGAUUCUGAAUAUUUGGAAUUUUCUGUGGUUGGUGAUAUUUUAGGUCCCACUAUUAAGAAUAUUGAUAAAUUAGUCCGUAAACCUUAUGGUUGUGGUGAACAGAAUAUGGUUAACCUUGUGCCCAAUAUUUUGGUUUUACACUAUUUGGAUGCUAUUAAACGUGAAAUGCCGACUGUGGUUGAAAAAGCUAAAAAUUAUAUGGAAGUUGGUUAUCAGCGUGAAUUGAACUAUAAACAUAAAAAUGGUGCUUAUAGUGCUUUCGGUGAGGGCAGCAGUGAACCGAAUAGUUGGCUUACCGCUUACGUGGCUCGUUCCUUUAUACAGGCUAAAAAAUAUAUUACUAUUGAUUCGAAUGUCAUUGAUGAAGCAUUACAAUAUGUGGUAUCAAAUCAAUUGGAGAAUGGUCAAUUUAAACAGACUGGACGUUUAUUCCAUCCGGCUCAUCAGAAUGAUGUUGGUUUUACGGCUUUUGCUUUAUUGGCCUUUUUGGAAGACAUGGACUAUUCUAACAAAUACAAAUCAGAAGUCGAGAAAGGUAUUAAGUAUUUGGUGGAUAAUAUUGAAAAGGAAAGCGAUACCUAUGCUCUUGGCCUGGCAAUGGUGGUCUUAAAGAAAGUACAACAUCCUAGUGCUGACAAGCUAAUGGAAAAACUCGAAAAAUUAGCUCAUGAAGAAAAUAGUAUUAAAUGGUGGACAAAAUCGUCUAAGGAUCAUAACAACGAUAUUGAAAUAACAGCGUACAUAUUGGAAGCUUAUGUAUACACUGAACCAGCUGGAAAACUUUUACCCAUUAUUAAAUGGUUGAUAGGUAAACGUAAUAGUAAUGGUGGUUUCGAUUCAACACAAGACACCGUUGUGGGUCUACAAGCUCUAAUCAAAUUUGCUGAAAAGUAUAUUGCUGGUGGAUAUGGUAAAAUGACGAUUAAGUUUGAGGCUCAAGAUGAAGAGGGAAAAGAAACCACUAAGGGUAGUUUUUCGGUAGAUAAGGAGAAUUCCUUGAUUUUGCAAACUCAUGUGCUUCCCAAAUCCUCCCGUCAAAUAACAUUGGAAGCCAAUGGUGAAGGCUCAUCACUGGUACAAUUAUCUUAUCGUUAUAAUUUAGCCAACAAAGAUGACAAACCUAGUUUCAGUAUUAAGCACACAAUUCAACCAACCGAUUAUCCCAGUCUAUUAAAAAUGGAUGUUUGCUCUGAGUUUGUUCCCGGCGCCAAUAGUGAUUUAAAACAAUCUAAUAUGGCCAUUAUGGAAAUAUAUCUACCAUCUGGUUUUACCGCCGAUACCGAUAAGUUCGAUGCCAUACGUCAAGCCAAACAAGUACAACGUGUUGAAACCAAGAAUUCCGAUACAGCUAUUAUUAUAUAUUUCGAUUAUCUAACGGCUGGUGAAGAGGUAUGCUUCAAUGUUAAUGCCGAGAAGACUCAUGCCGUUGCCAAGCAAAAGUCAGCCGCCAUCACCAUGUAUGAUUACUAUAAUUCGGAUCAACGUGCCACUGUUUACUAUGAAGUCAAGUCAUCGUUGUGUGAUAUUUGUAAAGAGGGUGAAUGUGGCAAAGGCUGUGAAAAUAAAGAAGCCAAUAAAAAGGCAUAAAUACUAAAAAAUAUUAAAGAAAUAAAUAUUAACAAUUUAUUAACUUAAGUAAUAUAUAUAAAAUACUAAUAUGUAUGAAUAUAAAUAAUUCACAAAGAUUAAUAAAAACGGUUGAAUUAGAAAAAACAAGU
Messenger RNA from Lucilia sericata (common green bottle fly), 4611 nucleotides. RefSeq names its product alpha-2-macroglobulin-like. NCBI's taxonomy places the organism in Eukaryota, Metazoa, Arthropoda, Insecta, Diptera, Calliphoridae. Gene Ontology annotation, cellular component: extracellular region. The record is from RefSeq and is a predicted model, not a curated record. Gene Ontology annotation, molecular function: endopeptidase inhibitor activity.